AUGGCCACCGUCGUUGUGUCAGAGCUACCCUCGGGGCUUGCGGCGACGGGCUGCGUUCUCGGGCUCCUUCUCGCUGGAGUCUUCUUCGUCAUUGCAGCUCCCAAGUCGGAAGACCCUCAAGUGGUCAAUAAAUACCGGUGGGACUUUUUCGAGGCUAAAGCCAGACGGGAGUUCGAUAUAAGGGCCGAGGAAUUGAUCAAUAUCGGAGUCGCCAAAGCAACUUCGACCUUUCAUAUGGUCACUGGCUUCGGACUUCGAUUGAUUCUGUUAGAUAAAUUGGCCGAUGCAGCGGGCAUAGAUGACCGGCUGGACCAAGACAAGGGAAUCGCAUCGGUCAACCUCGUUCACUUGAAAGGACUCGAGACCAAGUUCGCCGGUGAACUGCACGACUCGGUGCCACGUCCGGCGGCGAGUGCCACAUCCAAACGACUGGUGCAUUUGACGCGACCUUUCUCGGAUGAGACAGAGAAUUACCUGGAAAAGGUAUGGACCGACUCGACAGACUGGCAUGAGCUGUUGCUAUAUCCCACGGUAGGCCAGAUGACGGCCCAAAUAACAGGACGAGCGUUUGUCGGACUCAAUCUUUGUCGCGAUCCCCGUUGGCUCGAGAUAAUCGCGACUUAUUCCGUCGUACGGUAUUCAGCCGUCGUGGCCGUCCAGCAAUUUGCCACUUGCCUUCACCCCCUCGUCCACCGAAUCCUUCCGGCUUGUCGCAAGCUUCGGGAUCAAGUUCGGCAGGCCCGAGAGCUCAUUCAGCCGGAACUCGACCGUAUCAAGAACAAGAAGGUGGUAGAUGAGGAGUUCACCAGCCUGGCAUGGAUUCAUGAGUUCGCCCAGGGUUCCAUCUACGAUGCCGGUCUCGCGCAGCUGCGGCUUGCAGCCGUGGCCAACCACACCACCACCGAUAUGAUGUGCAAGAUCAUGAUCCGCCUCUGCCAGCAUCCGGAGCUGAUCCAGCCGCUUCGAGAGGAGGCCAUUUGGGCCGUACGAGAUGGUGGCCUGCGCGUUGCCGCUCUGCAGAAGAUGUUUUUGAUGGAAAGCUUCAUGCAAGAAAGUCAGCGUCUGGAACCAUUUAUGCUCUUAUCCAUGUUUCGCUACGCCACGGAGACGGUCGAGCUUCCGGACGGCACUACGAUCCCCCAAGGAACCCUCACGGCCGUCGCAAACCCCAGCCGACUAGAUCCAACAAUCUUCCCCGACCCCGAGAGGUUUGACGCCUAUCGGUUUGUCAAAAUGCGCCAGGACCCCGAGCGUGCCCAUCUGGCUCCGUUCACGAAGACCAGCUACACCCAAUUGAAUUUUGGCCAUGGAAAACAGGCGUGUCCGGGUCGAUUUAUUGCUGUGAAUGAGAUUAAGAUUGUAUUGUGCCACAUUCUACUAAAAUAUGAUAUAGAAAUUGUCGAAGAAGGCCCCUCGGAGCUGGUACGCGUCGGCCUUUUGACGGUAACAUUCCAGUAUGUGGCGCUCAAGCCUCCGCACCCACCUACCCCAACUAUAGAUUCCCGUACCAUGCGGAAUACAGGACCUUCAAUCCGCAAGGUAUGCGGAAGAACAGUCUUGAAUGUGGACAUUUUUGCGGUCGGCAUGAGUGCAUACAUGCAAGAUUUGGCCGGCUACGGCAGUCUCCUAUCGUCUUUCUCAUCCGACAUGUACCGCGAUCGGCGCAAAGCUAGAGCCCAACAAUCUCAUUCCUCCGGUAUCACCGUCCUCGUCGUAGGUCUGGGACCGGCGGGGCUGGCUACGGCGAUUGAAUGUCAUCGCAGAGGCCAUAAGGUGAUCUGUCUGGAGAGAAAGCCUGAGAGCUAUCAUCUAGGAGACUUGAUCAGUUUGACGGGAAAUGCCGUGCGAGUACUCGAGAACUGGGGCGAUGGCGCCGUGAUUCGAGCCAUGCGACACUUCCAAUGCAAUUUGAACACGCUGCAAGUCUACGACGAGACGGGCUCCCUAAAGCUCCGGAAGCCUCACAAUGCCACAGACGCACAGGAGGACGGAUACAUGCUGAGGCGGUCCCGACUCCUAGAGAUUUUCCUGGAUCAAUUGAAGAGCCUGGGAAUCGAGGUCCGGACCGGCGUCCAAGUAACCGAUUACUGGGAGACUGAUCGCAAUGCUGGGGUCAGUCUUGGAGACGAGGUGAUCACGGCGGACUGUGUGAUUGCGGCCGACGGCGUUCAUAGCAAAGGCAGAGCGCAGAUAUCUGGCGAAGAGUUUACCCUCGAGGCUACGGACGGCGCUGCAUAUCGGGCCUUUUUCCCUGCAAACACAAUCGCGCAGGAUCCGGAAGCCUCCUGGAUUAUUAAAGAUGCCGGCGACAAGGACUGCUUCCACACCUUCUACGGAAGAGACAUCGUCAUCAUGGUGGGAACCGCGGAGAACCAUGAAUAUAUUUUUUGGAGCUGCGGACACAAGGAAAACGCCGAGUUCGAAAAAUCUGCCUCAGUGGAACCGGUCCUCGAGUUCAUCAAAGAUUGGCCUGUCGCAGAAAAGCUUUCUCCUCUGAUCUCCAAAACCCCAGACGCAAACUGGAUGAAUCAAGCUUUGUUCACUCGACCGCCGUUGAAGAAAUGGGUAUCCGACAAGGGGAGAAUGAUCGUGGUGGGCGAUGCAGCCCAUCCGUUUCUCCCGCACGCCGGCCAGGGCGCAAACCAGGGCAUCGAGGACGCAGCGGUCGUAGCUUCGUGCUUGGGGAUUGCCGGCAAGAACGACGUACCGCUGGCCCUGCGAGUGACCGAGAAACUACGGUACCACCGGACUGCUGCCAUCCAAAAACGCGGCGUCCAGGCAAGAGAUCGGUCCUUAAAUGUUGACUGGAAUAAGGGAGGCUUUACCAAGACGCUUGAACUACGCCCAGCCUGGUUGCAUGACCACGAUUGUGUGAAACAAGUCUACGAGGAAUUCUCCAGUGCCGCCGAUGCUGUCCGGAAGGACACUGACUAUAAACCAGCAUCGGGUAUCCCAAGCGACUAG
This is a messenger RNA of Aspergillus affinis, 2964 nucleotides long. RefSeq names its product NotH. Gene Ontology annotation, molecular function: iron ion binding; monooxygenase activity; heme binding. The transcript is spliced from 10 exons. Bases 1 to 2964 code for a protein of 987 amino acids. The record is from RefSeq and is a predicted model, not a curated record. NCBI's taxonomy places the organism in Eukaryota, Fungi, Ascomycota, Eurotiomycetes, Eurotiales, Aspergillaceae.